AUGGCCUGUUGUCCCCGGGUGGCCGUGUUCGUCGGCGUAUUGGUACUCGUGUCCGACUUCUCGGCAGUCCACGCAAUGGAUUUCUUCUCCCAAUUCGAUGGCAUGUUCGAUGACCCUUUCUUGCUCAACUUUCAAAAUCGUUCGACUUGCGGGCGUCGUUCCAUUGCGUCAACGAUGUCACGUCCGACCGGGUCGUCGAGUGAAGGGGAGGGGUACGAGGUUGUAGCCGGCGAGUAUCCAUGGCAUGUAGCCAUCUACCAAGGCAAAAUGAAGAAAUGCAGUGCCGUGCUCAUACACGAGCAGUGGUUACUGACCGCUGCAAGUUGUGUAUCAUACUUGAAGGAAUCUUACAUGGUGAUUGCAGGAGCUACUUCACUGCUCAUCGACGUUGACGAUGCGGACGACGAUGACGGCAGUCGACACAUGCAGAUGAGAAUGACGUCGGAAAUCUACAUACAUCCCGAAUACGACGCUCGGCGAAUGGAGGCCGACAUCGCACUCGUCAAAGUCAAUAUCCCGUUCGAGCUCAAUGACCACGUCAAUGUAAUUUGUUUGCCAAGUCCCAAGAUGCAUCGCGACUUCCGUCCGGGUUCAAAAGCUGGGAUUGCAGGGUGGGGUCCUUUGCCUCCUGACACUGAGCGGCCAGGAAUGUGCCCUAAACCCACAGAUGACAUCCUCGACGAAUGCGACGUUGAGGUGUGCGAAACGGACGUCGACUGCUCAGAAGGAGAGAAAUGCUGCCGUAACGGCUGUGACGUCAUGACAUGUACCCAGGCUUUACCUCCCAGACCGGGACCACGCCCUGGAGUCCUCAUGGGUGCGAUGAUACCCCUCAUCAACCACACCCUAUGCACCCAAGCCAUGAUGGGUUCGCUCCCUAAGGGGGUGCUUUGUGCUGGGCCUACCCCCAUGGACCAUGACGAUGGGGGCAAUGGGAUGGCGGAAGAAGGGGGCUUAUUGACUCUGAUUAAACGGAAGAGAGAAAUGAAGAACAGGGGGCGAGUGAAUGACGACAACGACGAUGACGGCCGACAGGGUCCUUUUCACAAUAUCGACUGGGUGGAAAAGAUGUAUGAUGUCAUGGAGCGCGUCGACGGAUCCGAUGGCGGUGUCGAUGACUACGGGAGGCGACGAGCCGGGGCGUGGUCGAUCGGGAUGAUGGGUGACGUCAUGCGAGCACGGAUGAUGAGGGAUGGCGACAACGACGACGAUGGCGGGAUGGAGGAUGAUGUGAUGAUGGAAGGGAUAGAUGGCGAGAUCGACAUCGAUGUCGAAAGAGCUAUGAUGGAUGAUGGAAUGGAAGUGGAAAUGGAAGAUAGGAUGAAGGAACCUACGAUGAAGAAGAAAGAAGAUAUGAUGAUGGCGAUGAUGAAGAAGAAUUGUAAGGGUGAUAUGGGCAGUCCACUGGUGGGCGAGUUGGAGGGUCAGUGGUACCUAUUAGGGGUGACCAGCCUCCCCUGUGGAUGUCUCUUCGGGUCUUCCCCGGGUCUGUUCACACACGUCUUCAAUCUUCGGGAUUGGAUCCGACCAAUCUUCAACGAGAAAGAACCAAGACGAAAGAGUAUGAUGUGUACUGUGGGUGAAUAUUCGUGCGGGGAUGGCUGGUGUAUACCCGAACAGUACAGGUGUGAUGGAAAGAGAGAUUGCAAACUAGGAACAGAUGAAGGGCAGUUCUGUGAGGGAGCUACGAAAGGCUUCAACGUCUAUCUCGACCACCAUCUCAACAGAUCCUCGGUCGCCAAGGCGUUCCCGGUGACGUCAUUCGCCCAAUGUGCUCACGCUUGCUUGACGUCACCAUUCAUGUGCCCCGGGUUCGACGCCGUCCUCAUGCCCAUUCAGGCCGACUUCCCACCUAUCGUUCCUAAAGGUUCAGCCGACGGCGAUGAUGACGAUGACGACGACGACGAUGGUGGAACCUGGCGGAAAGAUGUAACCUACGAUGCGGAGGAUGAAAGCGGGGAUGAGUUACCGAUGAUGACGGGGGUGAAGAUUAUGUGCUUGCUUGCGAAUUCGUCGUCGACCGUCGUCAGCAACGAGAACGACACCGCGAUCGUCAGACGUCUAAAGAUGGCCAUGAUGGAAGAUGAUCCCCUUGUUAAACCUGUCCCGUUGCACUUCAAGCUUCCAAGACAUGUCCCUUUAGCAGCACUCUUCUCUCCGACCACGAAUCUGUACCUCAACAGUGGACUCAUCGUCUCCCCAUCCUACAUCCUUGGUAAAGACAUCGCCCCGGUUCUGGAAGACAAUUCGUUCGUCAUCCGCUUCCUCAAGAAGCUUCUCAUGGAGGACCUUGUCCGAGGAGGUAGCUUCUUAUGCUUCGUGGGUCAUCCCCAUCGGGCUGUCCUCAAGGAGAUGAAGGAGACGGUGAAGAUGAUGCGCAAAGAGGCGAAGAUGAUGAUGAUGAGGAGGAUGGAGUAUGAGGAACGAGGUGGGGGCGAAGAUGGAGUGAUGCAAGGAUUCUUAAUGAAUGUGAGGGGGAUGAGGAUGCAUCUGGAAGAGAUGGCGAGGAAUUUCACCCUGGUGAUGACCGGCAUGAAGGCGGACUGUGACACGAUGGACAUUAAAAAGGGUCUGGUGAUGAAGAUCCAAAAGAUGAUUGGGAACGCAUCUUGUGAGGUGCAGGGUGAAGACAGGGGAAGGGGACCGAUGGAGGGUGAAGACAAGAAGGUGAAGCCGGUGGUGAUGGUUGUUUCGGAGAUGAUGAAUGAACUGCAGGAGCUGAUGCCGGAUCUACUAAUGAAGAAUAUUUAUCCCGAUGGAGAUGGGAUGGAAAUGAUGAAGAUGAUUGCAAAGGCGCAGAUUGUGGAUGGUGAUAAGAUGAUGAUGGGGAGGGGGAGCAUGAUCGGGGAUCCCUGGGGUAUGCUGGGUCACGAUGACGUCAUAUCCGCCUUCCUGACGGACAGGAUGGAGGUGAUGAAGCUGGACCCAGAGAUCCUUGUCAAGAAUUACAAUUCCAGUGGACUAAUGAUGAUGAUGAAGAAGAAGAUGAUGAUGGUCACACACGCACUGGCAUCGGGUAGGUGCAAGGAAGGAAACGUGACGUCGGGUGACCUGCAGGAGUCUGAAGAACUCUUGAUGCCUGCUAUGGAUCCUGAAAUGGGUGUGGACGACGUGACCUCGACAGACGCUCCAGGUGCGAUGAAACUGGACACUCUCGGGAAGAGACCCAAGUUACGGCAUCUGAAAUGGUCCAUCGCACAGUCUCCUCUUCAAGUCAACACCGUCAGCUUCAGGGUCCUGGACGCGAGAGGACCGAUGCCCGGAGACAACAACAUGGGCAGGGACUUCGGAAUGAUUUCCUCGAGAGGACUCGGAGGACUUGGAAUAGAGAAAGACGUGAUUGUGAGUAGCAUGAUGAGGAGGAUGGCCAUGAAGUCCAUGGGUAAAGAUUGGAGCAUGGAUGAAGACAUGGAAGGAAUGCCGGACGAAAUGGCUUCUCCAAGACCCGAGAUACGGCGAGAUGCAACUGACUCGGACCUGUCAACCGUAGAUGCCGAAGAGGCUGCGAUUGACGAAGUUCUUCCAGGAAACAUCGAAGACAGUAUCUUCUGGAGGAUCGUCGAAGCUCUAGUUGAUAUGACCUCCAAACUGGAAACAGGCCCCGAUUCCAACCUCAUUCACCUCAUCGAGGCCAUGCGGAUGGGUGAAAUCGACAAAGAAGCUUUCAUCGUCGGCGUUGGACCUGCUGUCUUCCGUCGCGUCUACGCUCGCGUGAUGAUGAAGUUGAAAAUGCUUGAUGCCCCUGGUCGGGUUUACCCCUUGGCCGCUCUCCAUCGGGGAAAAACCUUCAGCAUUCCUGGAUCAUUGACCGAGGUCGAGCAGUUUGCGACCAACGAGACCAACCAUGGCAUCGUCAUGGAAUAUAAAUCAGGAUGGUCGUGCAAUAAGAGGAUCAUCAAUACUAUGGGGGUUCUGACGUCACCAAACUUUCCCAUGGCGUACCCUAGCAACGUACGGUGUGACUCGUUAAUCUCGGCACCACCCGGUUACGUGGUCAUUCUCUUUGUUGUGCGUUUCAAACUCCCUUGGAGCCCUUCCUGUCUCCAAGAUAGUCUAACGGUAUUCGACGAGAUGUCCCCGCAGAAGUGGGUAAAGCUGGGUCAAGGGUCAUUCUGCGGGACCAGGAUACCUCACGUCUUCCGGUCAACAGGCCUAAAUCUCCUGGUGAAAUUCAUGUCCGACGUCAACCCUGUUGAACACAGUGGCAUGGGAUUCAAGAUUAUGUACGCGUUUCAACCAGUGACCUACCAAGGGGGUCUCAUUGGUUCUGCUUCCGGGUUAGACGGGGCGGGAGCCUACCCCUACGGCGACGACGAGACCAAGAUCGACGUCAUGAAAACCAAACUGAAAGGCAUGAAGAUCUCUCUGGGCGUGAUCAGCGGCGUCUUCCUCCUCCUCCUCCUCGUCGGAUUCAUCACUAUCAACUACCACACAAAACAAUCGAAGACGGAAAAACAGAAAGAUUCCUACGACAUGUACGAUACCAAAUUGUAGGUGUUUUGUUUGAUGACUUCGUGGUAGUAUGAAGAAAGAACCGCCACUGAAUAGAAAAGUGUGUCAAAAUCAUAGAGCGUUAUAGCCAUUCAAAUGAUUGGUUUUGUGUUUUUUUUUAUAUAUAUAAAUGACGGUAUAAAUGUUGUACACAUUUUUAAAUUAGAGUAAUUGUGAACAUUUUGCGCUAAUUGAAAAUUACGUUGAAAUUACCUUUUGCAUUACAUGUAAUGCACUUAAAAUAUAUAGAGAAUAAUGCUGAAUGCGUAUCAUAAUUUUUAUAAAUAAGUAUUUAUUGGAAAUAUAACAACAUAAUCAAAACUCAAAAGCUCAAAAAUUACAAAUGAAAUCAAGAGAAUUACUUCCAUACGCAGUAAUGAACGUGUUUACAGGACAUAAGGAGUGCAGUCAGAUAAUGAAAAAAAAACAUAGACAACAAAUGAGCAGGAAAUUUGCCCUUUUCUGUAGCGAUGUUUUUCUUUGUUUUGUGUUGCAAUCAAUCAUAAUUUACUAUUGUGCCACAAAUUAUAGAGAUCAAUAUGAUGAAACAUAUUCUCAAUUUCAAGUGAUAUACAUCACUGGUGAAUAAAUACUCCCAAGCUCAGUGCUGUUAUUUUUAUCUUUACAGAGUAUGUGUAGCAUAGAUUUUGUAUACCUGUAAUAUGUAGACAUUGUUGCGCUGUAUGAAUUAUGUUCAUUUCCGUUUGUAUAUUAACGAUUUUCUAUCAUUUUCAAAUCAACUGCAAAAUGUUUAUCGGAUGUUUAUGAAAUAAUAUUUGACACAAGAAGUUGCUUUCCAUAUUAAAUUACAUUAAGAACACUACGCUCAAAAGGAAAUCUAACCCUAUUAAUUAACCCUUCAUCAUACAUGUUUAUACAUUCGCUUACGUAGAGCUGUCUAUUUUUUUUUAGAAGUUCAGAAGUUCGAUUUCUUUUGAUAUCUUCGUCAAAGUAUAAUCGCUGUAUUUUACACAAAUAUCACAACAAUAACAUUCUGUAUAUAUUUUCUGAAUAUGCCCGAGUAAAAUACGUUGC
This is a messenger RNA of Lytechinus variegatus (green sea urchin), 5526 nucleotides long. RefSeq lists its product as uncharacterized. Gene Ontology annotation, biological process: proteolysis. Gene Ontology annotation, molecular function: peptidase inhibitor activity; serine-type endopeptidase activity; protein binding. Bases 1 to 4494 code for a protein of 1497 amino acids. The transcript is spliced from 13 exons. The record is from RefSeq and is a predicted model, not a curated record. NCBI's taxonomy places the organism in Eukaryota, Metazoa, Echinodermata, Echinoidea, Temnopleuroida, Toxopneustidae. Gene Ontology annotation, cellular component: extracellular region.